CUCCUCAAGUGUUUUAAUAAGCUCAAUUUCAACUAUCAAUGCAAGAAAGCCUAUUAAACCUUGUUUACGAAACAUUUUAAUCAGUUUUAAAGAGAGAAAAGCACGACCCAGCUUCAAAAUGAAUGUCGAGAAAGAAACGAAAAUAAUUGAACCUAUGAGUUCCUAUAAACAAACAAAGCGUUUUGUUUACAUUUUGCUGGAACGUCCAGAGAAUAUAUUUCACAUGUUUUAUCACUUAACUCUGUUUAUUUUCAUAUUUGGAAGUCUCGUGAUUGGCAUUUUAUCAACAGUGGAUGAAUUAAACGAAGACAAAAAGUUGCUUCGUAUAAUGGUUUAUUAUGAAGUUGUGUUGCUAGUUUGGUUUUCUAUCGAGUUUUUACUUCGAUUGUGGUCUUGCAGCUAUGUAGGGCGAUAUAAAGGCUUUGUUGGUAGACUCCAAUUCAUGAAAUCAAUAUAUAUGGUUGUUGAUGUAUUUGUAAUUUCCUCGACUAUGGUAACAGCGAUUCUACACGUCAAUUACGCGUAUUUUACAAUACUACGGACAACUCGGUUCAUGCAAAUAUUACGAAUCCUAAGGAUUGAUCGACAACGUGGCGACUUGAAGUUUAUGAUCAAGGUUGUACGUCAACAUAGUAAAGAACUCCUGACGUGCUAUUUCGUCGGAUUUGUUCUUCUGUUUACUGGUGCGUAUGUGGUGUACUGGUGCGAAAAAUCGGGUCCUGAAGAUGACAAAAUUAAUAAUAUGGUCAAUGGGUUGUACUGGGCUAUCAUAACGGUUACAUCUGUCGGGUAUGGUGAUUAUAGCCCAAAAACUUGGCCCGGAAAAAUGACAGGUGGCUUAUUUGCUUUAGUAGGUUGUGCAUUCUUUGCUUUACCUGCUGGUAUUCUAGGCUCUGGAUUUGCACUACAAGUAGACAAAGAAAAGAAAGAAAAGCGUUACGUGAAAAUUCGGAACCCGGCUGCGUGCCUUAUCCAAUCUGUUUGGAGGAACGCUGCUUUGCGUACAAGGCACAAUACGGUGGGAGCAACAUGGCUUUACCUUUUACCUGUGUUAAGACAUCAUCAUCUACCUUAUAACGAAGUAUCGGAGAUAAAAAAAUUGAUGAUUCAGGAAUUCAACAAAAAGCGUGGCGAAUUGCCGCUUAAGACGUAUAAUACACUUAUACCAAAAGAUGAGUUACUGACAGACAUACCAGAUUAUAAAAACACAGGAGCAACAAGAAAAAGUUCUAAAAGUUCAAGGUAUUCCUACAUCAAAGAUUUACAAGGAAGGCAUGUAAAGCCGAAAUAUAAAGUCGCGUUGCGUUUUAUUAUGAUACUAAAGUAUUGGGGUUUGGUCAGAAAAUUUAAAGACGCCCGUUACCCUUUUGUUAACGUACAGGACGUCCUAGAAAAAACAGAAAAGGGCCAUGUCGAAAUCAUAGGGCAGAUCAAAGACGUAAAGGAAACUUUGAAAGAGUUUCAAACUCAGCUUAACGAUAUCAGACGUAUGAUAGCUUCCGCUAAUCCUGUAAAUCCAGUGGACGAGCAGUUUGCUUGCCCACAGAUUAUAAUCACCGACGCUGAUAAAAGGGAAAGACCUGAUUCUGAAAAUUUAAGCACUUCAAAUUCGAGUUUGUGUGAAGCUUAGUCAGUCGGUUUAAAAAAUUUGGACGCAUGUGAGAAUGAUUUGAGAUUUGUUUUGAUAUCAAACAGAAAAUAAACAAACCCUCAAACUAAAAACUUGACAUAGUAUGACAAAUCCAAAUAUACAACAAUAAGUUAUUGCUUUUUAGGAUUAGCUUUAGUAAACUUGCACAAUAUUUUUUAAGCUUUAAAGCGUGGUGCCAAACGUAAGCAGUCGUGAAAAAGAUCAUAAAAUGAUAAGAAGAAAAAAAGUAAUAUUUUAUAUAUCUUACUGUAUUUACUGAAAUGAGCACAGUGCCAAUCAUUCAAUUUGGGACUUCUAGGGGCUAUUUGUAUGCAGUGACCUGGCACGGUUAACCGGGAUGGCUUGGUUUUUGCAUUAUUUUUGUUUUAAGCCUAGGCUAUGCCACAUAUAUAGAGCAUACACAGAGUU
Hydractinia symbiolongicarpus is the source of this 2059-nucleotide messenger RNA. RefSeq names its product potassium voltage-gated channel subfamily KQT member 2-like. The record is from RefSeq and is a predicted model, not a curated record. Gene Ontology annotation, molecular function: voltage-gated potassium channel activity. Gene Ontology annotation, biological process: transmembrane transport; potassium ion transport. The transcript has a single exon. Lineage: Eukaryota; Metazoa; Cnidaria; Hydrozoa; Anthoathecata; Hydractiniidae. Gene Ontology annotation, cellular component: membrane. Bases 119 to 1630 code for a protein of 503 amino acids.